AUGCUCAUUACGUUGUCGCCAGACUCGCCUCGGACCAUCAUUAAAGUCAAGACAGAAUUUGGAUUCGUCAGUAAACAAAAUGUGUCUAAACUGUCGCAGUCUCCAAUUCUGGUGAUCCCGUGCAAACGCCAACCUGUUAAUUCGAUGUCUUGCGCUAAAAAAGAAACACCAGUGACAAGCACAUCAACUUUGUCAACAGUAACAACCUCAGUGUCUGCGGCAACAUCAACCUCUGUGUCUGUGGCAACAUCAACCUCAGUGUCUGUAGCAACAAGUAUAACUAGUACUGCAGCAUCCACUACACAGCCUAGUGUCUCAUUUAAGCCAUUGUUUGGUACACCCAGUACAGCACAAAGUACAGUAAACAGUGUUGUGACUGGUUUACAGACAGCAACGGUUUCAUCGUCUGGAUCCACUGCUGGUACUGGAAUAUUGGGUACCGGUCAGCCAGCUGUUUCAACUGGUACCAAGUCAAGUUUGGCUGAUCCUAGUACCUCAAACCAGGAGGCACGGAGAAUGAAUAUAUUUGCCAGGAGUGCGAAAUGUCUUUUCGGAGAAAAACUACUGCAGCUGCAUCUGGCUUUGUGCUUGGAGGAACGCAGGUGUCCAGUCAUACGCAACCAGCAACUAAGUACUAGUGUUGGCAUUGUUUUUGGAGCGCCCAGUACUGCAACAUCAGCAGCACCAAGUCAGACACAGUCAAGCACUGGUUCCGGAUUUAGUUUUGGCUCAGUUGCCACAAGCACUGCUCCGCCUUCUGGUGCAGGAGGGUUCAGUUUUGCGGGAGUACAGUCAGCUCCAUCUACAACUGCUACAACAACAACAACAACAACAAAAGCACCAAGUUUUGGAUUUGCUGGUGCCACAACAACUACAGGGUCUGCUCCAGCUGCUACUGGUUUUGGGUUCAAUAAUGGUUCUGUGCAAACAUCAGCUGCUCCAUCUGCAGGUUUCUCUUUUGCUUCUCAACCAACAACAGCAGCGUCAGCUGCAACAGACAAAUCGGAAAUAUUUAAUGUUUCAGGUGCCACAUCUUCCCAGUCUGUGUUUGGAGCAGUAAGUCAGUCGCCUGCAUUUGGUUCCACAAGUCAAACCCCAACCUUUGGGUCUACAGGUCAGACUCCAGCGUUUGGUGCUACUAAUCCGGCACCAGCCUUUGGAUCAACCAGUCAAACUCCCGCUUUUGGAUCAGCCAGUCAGAUUCCGGCGUUUGGCUCAACUCAUCAGCCCCCAGCAUUUUGUGCAGCCAAUCAGAACCCAGCAUUUGGUUCAGCCACACCCACAUUUGGUGCAGCAACCAAUCAGAAGCCUAACACCCCUGUAUUUGGGGCGACAUCAAACAGUACGAGUGGAUCUGUGUUUGGGAAUACAGGAAGCACAGCAACUGGGUUUGCCAAGUCUCAUUCAAUACCAGUGUUUGCAACUAGCCAGGACAAUGCUUCUAGUACAGAUGUAUACGUAAAUAUAAUGUCUGUGUUUUCCUUGGAGACAAGAUUUAUUUGCAGCAGAGGAUAA
This is a messenger RNA of Mercenaria mercenaria, 1515 nucleotides long. RefSeq lists its product as uncharacterized. Lineage: Eukaryota; Metazoa; Mollusca; Bivalvia; Venerida; Veneridae. The coding region runs from base 1 to 1515 and encodes 504 amino acids. The record is from RefSeq and is a predicted model, not a curated record. The transcript has 8 exons.